Molecule: messenger RNA, 3417 nt
Organism: Rhipicephalus microplus (southern cattle tick)
Lineage: Eukaryota; Metazoa; Arthropoda; Arachnida; Ixodida; Ixodidae
Source: RefSeq, a predicted model, not a curated record
AUGGCGAGCGAACACCUAUACCAUAGAGAAAGAAGAAGACUAUGCCUAUACACUGUGUGUACUACUGUGUUACUCUCACGACCUCCUGUUACUCUACGGUGCUUACACUGCUUACACUGUGGUUUGUGGUUCGGAAAGUGUGCUCUCGUGUGCUCUGCAUGGUAUAAUACGGUGUCCGCGGCGUCUACGCCGCUGUCAUGCAGCAAAUGGGCCUUGAAGAGAGCGGAAAAGCGCCCAGCCAGCGGAGGGGACAGACGUGCGUCGCAUGAGCUCCAUACUUCUGGCCCGUUUCACCGCAACUCUUUGCCCUUCGUGAAACUUCCCCAGUGCAUCCGUGAAGCAUUGGAACCUUCCAGCAGUCCAGCAGCUACCGAUGGUGAGGAUCCAGACCCGGGACACCGCUACAAGUGUGAUUUCUGUGACUAUAAGGCCACGAAAUUGUCACGUCUGGAAACACACAUUAGGGUUCACACAGGGGAGCAACCCUACAAAUGCAACCAAUGCCCUCAGAGCUUCUCGCUAAAGUGUUCAUUAACAAAACAUCUGCUUCUUCACGCCGGCGUGCGGCCCUUCAAGUGCCAUGUGUGUCCUCGGAGCUUCACGACGAGACACACGUUAACAGAACACUUGCGCACUCACACAGGUGAGCGGCCAUUCAAGUGCCACAUAUGCCCUCGGAGCUUCACCAUAAAGGGUUCACUAACGGAGCAUUUGCGCAUUCACACGGGGGAGCGACCUUACGAGUGCGAUCAGUGCGAUUGGAGCUUUGCAGCAAAGCGUUCGUUAACAGAACACAUGCGCACCCACACGGGCGAGCGGCCAUACAAAUGCGACCGUUGUUCUCAGAGCUUCUCGCUGAAGAAAACGUUAACGGAACACAUGCACACUCAUACGGGUGAGCGGCCGUAUAGGUGCAACACAUGCCCCCAGAGCUUCUCGAAACGGUCUACAUUGAGGGAUCAUCUGCGCACCCACACGGGCGAGCGACCGUAUAAAUGCCCUGAAUGCACAGAGACAUUUGUGCAUAACUCCAGUCUCAGAAGACACAGGCAUCAGCAUUUUCGUGAGCAUGCAAAUGCCCCUUCAUUAGACACCGAAGAAGCAGAUGAGAAGUGAGGGCAGAGAUUCGAGAAUGUAAUGUGCACCAUAUGAAUGCAAUGAAAAGCAUUGAGCAUUGCCAUGCAGUGGAGGGAGUAGUCGAUCACACACGACAUGAGUGUGUGUGUGUGCGAUGUUUAGUCACCUCGCUCACACCACUGGAAAGGUAUUAGAAAGAGGGGUAAGGAAAAGGGGUUAACCAGAGAAGAUCUUCAGAUGGCAGCCUCGUAGUAGAGUGCAAGAAGGCAAAGAACUUGCAAGAGCAAAUCAACUGAUUAAUCAAUAUGGCAUGACCAACACAGCUUUGCAAACACUUUAUACGAUCAGCAGCACUUUACCAGAACUCUAAUCUCAGUGAAAACUAACGCUCUAGCAUUUACACAUCGUAAGGAUUUUGUAGGUGCGCCCGUGGACCAUUGCAGAUCUUCACGUUGUGUUCUGACAAAUGCAAGCAUCGAGGUUGUCACGGUAUUAUGGUCUUUGUCUUGUGUCUUCUACCUUUAUUAUAAUUUUUUUUAUUUCCACUUGUGGACCUAAAGAAAGUUUGUUGUCUAUCUCUAGUUGCAGUUAGUACGAAACAAAUCUCAUUUUGUGGUUCAAUAAUUAAUUAGUGUGGUUUAUGACUGCAGGAAGUAUAGUGAACCAGAACUAAUGACAUGAGAAAUCCAGUAAUUUCGAAAUGAGGACUCGCACGGUUUUUGUGAAGUGAAAAGCAAACUAGCGUGCAACCAGUUUGCUCGAAUUUCAACGGUCUUCUAUGAAUUUGCAAGUACAAAUAUAUUAUGCUCUCUUUCCGUCGCACGUAAAUGACUGUAGUUUGGUGCAUUCUACCAUGACAAGAACUAACCAAGUGAAACACCAAAUGCUACAAAGAAAAGCAAAACGACAUGUAACCAACCUAGAUUGCUGCUCAUCAGUAUAAUUUGUGUGCCAUCAUUAUUAAUAUUAAUAAAACUCAAAAUGUGCAUGUUUUCAACUUUGCAAUCUUAUUUCUGUUCUGACUAUUUCGAAAUUUGGAUGCUACAAUUUGCCGAUGGUCCAGAAGUCACAUGGCAAGCUUUUUUUUAUAGGAACUCAAAUUCCUUUCAAAAAUAUAUCAAAAAUAUCUAUUUUUAUAAUAAUGUAUUUUGGUUUUCAGUAUGUUUUUGUUUGAUACAAUGUACUAAUAAUGAUACAUUAGUAUAAUAAUUCUGUGGAAUUUCACUCCUUUUUUGUUCAAAUAUUGCUAUUGUGUUUGCACAUGUCUUUUAUUUAUAUUUUUAGGUGUUCAUGUUUCUUUUGCACGUUUAUUAAGAUGUGAAAGUGUAUAUGAUGUUCAUAUAAGUGAUCACAGCAAUGACAGUAAUAAUACGUGACAGUAAUAAUAUGUCAUACAUAAACUGUGCCUAAGCUAUCUCUAGCCAGUUUAGAAAUGCACCGAGGCACCCUAUGAUGACCCAAGACUAUUGCCUGAAGUACGUCAAACUAUUUUUGUGUCCUUGAUUGCCUAGUUAAGCAUAUUUAAUUUACUAACUUUGCAAGCAACAAAGCUGGGUGAGAAAAUUGUAGAUUUGUUUUAAAAACUUUUAAUUAGACAGUUUAUAACUUUCUACCUACUAAGUAUUAGUGUUUUUCUGCUUACCACAGCCAACGAAAUACAAAAAUACCACAUGGCAUGCCCGCUUGCAUACAGUAUUGCAGUGCUCUGUAGCGGUUCGUGUGAAGACGACCAUACCAUUAGGCCAUGUGUGCUGCCUCAAUGACACCUGUUUUCCUUGCGGCAACACAAGCAAUAACCUCUGCGUCUGCUCAUCGCUGUCAUGAAACUCCGUUAGGGAAGCAUAUCGUUCCUAUGCGGCACAUUUUGGAGCCCUGCAAUCACGGUGCUUAAGUAGGCAUGUCACGGAGUCUUUUGUAUUUAAUGGGCAUCUGUAGUAAGCAGAAAAAACACCAUUCAUUAACAGAUAUUGUGGGUGAAACUGUCUAAUUAGACAUAUUAAUAACUGAUCUACAGUUUUCUUUCGUAGAACUUUUGGCUAGCUUUGUAGCUUCAGAACUUACUUGCUCCAAGCAGUAGUAAGCAAAAUGUAUUCGGUGGCGUCCUUAUACAAUGCGUCAUGUACUCUGUAACUCUGGCUAAAGAUAGCUGGGGCAUCCUGUAUAUACUCUCUUUAUAUUGUAUAUACACUUUCUUUUGUGCCUCUUAUGUAAUAGUUGUCUAGUCUCUUUCAUGUGCCUUGAUUGUAAAGGAUCUUUGAUGUAGUCUAGCUGUCCAUAACAGCCUUGUAUUCUGUAGCUCUUUCGGAAAAUAAAAAUUAUUUGAUUUGAUUAGUUAGUUUA